Trichobilharzia szidati is the source of this 1622-nucleotide messenger RNA. Lineage: Eukaryota; Metazoa; Platyhelminthes; Trematoda; Strigeidida; Schistosomatidae. The record is from the annotation of a GenBank genome assembly.
CUACAACUUCCAGGGGUAUUUUGAAGCCGAUGGAGUUAACCUUGUAGUAUACGCCUGAAGAAAGACUUAUGAUCGACAUUAGAAAAAUAUCCAUAAAAAUCACAGGACCUUCAUGUACAGUCGUUUCUGAAAAGACAUUAAUAACAAUUGGUCGCAAAAGUCAUGUUCCUGUCGACGUAUGUCUUAACGAUUCUGAAUGCGUAUCUCGCAAACAUUUGGAAAUACACAGAAAAAACAAAGACAUCUAUCUCAGGUGUCUCAGCAAAAACGGAAUUUUUAUCGAUGGAUUGUUUCACAUGAAUAGACCAGAUUUUGUUUUGCUAUCCGAUGGAUGUAAACUAAGGUUCCCGAGUACUAAUAUAGUGCUUGUUGUAGAGGUGGUGGAACUAGAAUCUUUCUGCCACCCUAAGAAAAGAGCUUUCUGGCGGUCUCCACAUGACAUCACUAGACUUGGGGACACUGCACUGGCUUUCAAUGAACAAAGUGUUCGAAGAGUUACAGAAGCGCUUAAUUCAUCCUGUCUAGAAUCCAAAGGAUUUGAGCGGAAACCUUUCAGUGAAGUAAUUGAUGUUCAACCUACCGCUGCUGCUCUCCCUCCUGCUGCUUCUGGAGAAACAAACGACACUACUACUACUACUACUACUACUACUACUACGUGUAAUAAGGCAAAAAUUAGUGAACAAAACACCGUUCCAACUCUAUAUAAUUAUUCUCCAUCUACACUGGAACACUACCGGAACGCCUUCAUCCCAAUUAGUGUCCAAGCGCCAAUUAAACCUUUGUUUGUACAAACAGAUGAUAAUCUUAGUAUUCCAGUUAUAAAAGCAGCUACAACUGUCUUACAGAAUUUCAUUCGAAAUGAUAAUCAAUCCACGCUACCCUUUAAUAUGGACGUCGAUAGCAUAUUACAAAAUGAAGAAAAUUCUGAUCUAGCGACAAAAAUGAAUAAUAUCGCUAGAUUGUUUGCCUUCAAUUCACUUGCCCAAUUAUCGGAGUUCGGUGCACACAAACAAAGUAGUACUCCAUCAUUUCCGAGCUUGGUGAAUUUCCCUUUCAGUCAACUUUGUGAUCCAAAUCCCAUGGAAUCUAAUUACUGCACAUAUGAUCACAAUAUUUCAGACCUAAUGAAAAAUCCUCUCACACAACUGAGGUCGUCUGAAGCUGACAUGUCCAUGAAGUUGAACAAUUUCGAUAAAAGUGCAAUAGGAACAGAAGAUUUCGACGAUACAACUACCACGGAUUCAGGUAUUGCUGCAGUCCAUCAUGAUAGUCUUUCGUUUGGUGAAAUACACAAUGAUAAUAAUAAUAAUAAUCACAAUGACAAUAACAAUAAUAAUAUUAGUGAUGCUGGUGGUAAUCACGAGACUGAAUCCAAUGUAAACAAGUUGGCUGCAAAUUUAGCGUCAACAGCAACUAUUGAUCGGGGUUCAGCAUUUCGUAAACCUCCGUAUUCCUAUGCUCAACUGAUUAUACAAGCUAUUGCAUCAUCACCAAAUCAGCGGUUAACUUUAGCUGAUAUCUAUGCUCAUAUUUCACGAACAUUUCCUUAUUAUAAACCUCAUGAAAAAGGUUGGCAGGUAGGUGGCAAUUGUUUUUGUUUUUCUUCUUCUGAAAAUAUUUAA